GCUAAUCUCAUGCUAAUGAGCGGCGGCCGCGGCCGCCUGGGGCUUAGCCGGGCUCCCCGCGCCCAGACGGCAGCUGGGCUCCGCCGGCAACCCUGACCCGGGCUGCCGCGGCACGGGCGAGGCGGCAGCCCAGGCAUGGUGGACUGAGACCCGGCCGCGGAGCAGGGCUUUCCCGGGCUUCCGCCAGCGGCCCGCUGCGUGCCCCCCAGCCCCCGCUGCCGGCCCCUUCCCCGUCCCCCCGGCUGCGGUGGGGGCUUUUCCCGCUUCCCGUCUUUCUUUCAGUCCCUAUGGAGCAGCUACCCCCGCCGCCCGACCAUGCCUAGGAAAGCGGGGAAUGGGCAGCUCCCCUUACCCGAUGGCUGGGAGGAGGCGUGGGAUUACGACGGCAAAGUCUUCUACAUCGACCACAACACCAAGCAGACCAGCUGGAUCGACCCCCGGGACAGGUUAACAAAGCCCUUAUCGUUUGCGGAUUGUGUUGGGGAUGAACUGCCAUGGGGAUGGGAAGCUGCAUAUGAUCCUCAGAUUGGUGUAUACUAUAUUGAUCACAUCAACCAAACAACGCAAAUAGAAGAUCCCAGGAAACAAUGGAGGCAAGAACAAGAGAGAAUGUUAAAAGAUUAUCUUAUGAUAGCCCAGGAUGCUCUCAGUACUCAGAAAGAACUGUACCAGGUGAAAGAACAGAGGCUAGCACUUGCACUGGAUGAGUAUGUACGGCUGAAUGAUGCCUACAAAGAAAAAUCAAGCUCUCGUACAAGCUUGUUCUCAGGCUCCUCAUCAAGCACAAAGUAUGACCCUGACAUUCUGAAGGCUGAAAUCUCCACUACAAGAUUAAGGGUUAAGAAGCUGAAGAGGGAACUCUCUCAGAUGAAGCAAGAGCUGUUGUACAAGGAACAGGGCUUUGAAACACUGCAACAAAUUGACCAAAAAAUGUCUGGAGGCCAGAGCGGGUACGAACUGUGUGAGGCCAAAGCUAUCCUGAGUGAAUUGAAGUCAAUCAGAAAGGCGAUAAGUUCAGGGGAGAGAGAAAAACAAGAUUUAAUGAAGAGUCUUGCAAAGCUGAGAGAGAAAUUCAGUCUUGACCAGACCACUGAGACAUCUGAACCAGACUUGAGUUCCAGCUCUGUAAACUCCCAGCUGUGUUUUUCUAGACAAACUCUGGAUGCAGGGUCUCAGACUGACAUUUCUGGUGAGGUUGGAGCAAGAAGUAGAUCAAAUUUAGCAGAGAAGGUCAGACUAAGUCUUCAAUAUGAAGAGGCAAAAAGAAGCAUGGCUAACUUGAAGAUUGAACUCUCUAAGCUAGAUACUGAAGCCUGGCCUGGGGCACUGGAUGUGGAAAAGGAAAAACUGAUGUUAAUCAAUGAAAAAGAAGAGCUUUUAAAGGAACUCCAGUUUAUUACACCACGCAAACGUACUCAAGAUGAGCUAGAGCAGCUAGAAACAGAAAGGAAGAGGCUUGAAGAAGAGCUGCUGUCUGUAAAAAGCACACCCAGUCAAGCACUUGCUGAAAGAUUGAAAUUGGAGGAGAGAAGAAAAGAGUUAGUACAGAAACUUGAAGAAACUACAAAGUUAACUACUUAUUUGCAUUCACAACUUAGGAGCCUGUCAGCUAGUACGUUAUCUGUGUCUUCAGGGAGCAGUUUGGGAUCUCUGGCAUCCAGCCGGGGAUCUCUCAACACAUCAAGCAGAGGGUCGCUAAACUCACUCAGCUCCACGGAUCUCUACUAUAACCAAGGCGAUCAGAUAACAGAUUUGGACUAUCUGUAUAAACUUGACUUCAUGUUGCAAGAAAAAAGUGGUUACAUUCCUUCCGGGCCGAUCACUACCAUUCACGAAAAUGAAGUGGUCAGUUCCCAUGGGAGACUGGGUUACAGUGACUCUCCUUCAGCUGCAGACCAUCCCAAAUUGACUGAACCUCCCAAAUCUGUGACAUCACUGUCUUCCAGAUCCUCGCUGUCCUCCUUGUCCCCCCCAGGGUCCCCUUUGGUUUUAGAAGCUGCAUUUUCGGUGUCCGCUCAAAAUUCCCCUCUGCAUCACCUCGCUACGGACUUUGAAGACUGUGACCUUUUGGGUGACUUUGCAGGCAUUAGUCUCUGUGAGAACCAAAUAUUAUUGGACUCUGAAGCCAGAGCAGCAUCUCGGAUUUCUACAGAUGAUAAAGAUCUUAAUGAAGGCAUUAGGCAGCCUCUGCCUUCUCUACAUGAAGGAAGUUCAGGUGUUGGCUUACCGAGAAGAACAGCUGGUCACCUGCUUGAGGAGAAGGCCGCUUGUGUAUCUGCUGCCGUGUCCGAUGAGUCUGUAGCUGGAGAUAGUGGUGUAUACGAAGCUUCUGUGAAACAACCAAAUGAAACCGAGGACACUGUAUAUAGUGAAGAUGAUGCAACAACUCUAGAGACUGCCCAGGUACAAAUAGGACUCAGAUACGACCACAGCAAUUCAAGUUUUGUGAUCAUCGUCGUACAGCUCAGAAAUCUCCCAGCGUUUUCUGUCCCCCUUGGCUCUAGAGUGUAUAUUAGAGUAGCAGUACUUCCAUCCUCAACUGAUAUCAGCUGUCUGUUCCGCACAAAAGUUCAUCCUGCCAUGGAAACCAUAUUGUUCAAUGAGAUACUCAGAGUGGCCAUUUCCCAAGUCACGCUGCUACAGAAGACGCUGAGAGUAGACGUUUGUGCCGUCAGUAGAAGUCGUCGGGAGGAAUGCUUGGCUGGGACUCAGAUCAGUCUGGCAGAUUUAUCGUUUUCUGAUGAGAUUUGUACUCUGUGGUACAACCUGUUGCCUUGCAAGCAAAUUCCUGGCAAAAAAACCGAACAAAAUGAAGAAUCCGUGUUUCUCUUAACCAAGCAGUCACUGGACUCUUUGGACUUGGAUGCUGUGUCAGCUCUGCUAGAGAGGACAUCUGCUGAGCUGGAAGCAGUAGAACAAGAGCUGGCUGAAGACGAGGAGGAGGAGGAGCAAGAGCAAAGGGGCUCUGAGGAAGACUGGUUAGAAAUGCUCGCAGAAGCCUCUGAUGAAAUUGUGGAUGAAGAGGAAGAUGGCAUCAAGCUGGCAGCAGAAGGCAGCUGUGCUGAGGACUUGGGGUUACUCGCUGACGCACCAGAAAUGGAUCAAGAGAAGGACGGAGAGCCCAGUGACGAGGCCCAAGGAAGCCAGCAAGCUGCUGUAAUGCGAACACUGGUUGAUAAAGAGACUAACACUGAGGAAUCUGUUAACAAGAACGCAACAGUCCGACCCAAGGACAGAGCCAGCUGGAGCUCAAGACAGCGUCCCUUUGUCAGGAACAGCAUGAUAGUGCGCUCACAAACCUUCUCUCCAGGCGAGCGGAACCAAUACAUCUGUAGGUUGAAUCGAAGUGACAGUGACAGCUCAACACUAGCCAAAAAGUCGCUCUUUGUCAGAAAUGCCACAGAACGGCGGAGCCUAAGAGUUAAGCAGCCUGUUUGCCAACCCAUCAUGCGAAGAGCUACGCAAGAGUGCCCCAUACGCACUUCCCUUGACUUGGAGCUGGACCUCCAGGCAUCACGCACAAGACAGAAUCGUCUGAAUGAUGAGCUUCAGGCCUUGCGGGAUCUCAAACAGAAGCUUGAGGAAAUGAAAGGCAGAGGAGAGACAGACCUUCCCCUGUGUGUGCUAGAGGAUGAACGGUUCCAAAAACUCUUGAAACAAGCUGAAAAACAGGCUGAACAGUCAAAAGAAGAACAGAAACAAGGUUUAAGCGCUGAGAAAUUGAUGAGGAAAGCUUCUAAGGAUGUAUGCCGCUUACGGGAGCAGAGCCAGAAAGUGCCACUGCAGGUGCAGUCAUUCAGGGAGAAGAUUGCAUACUUCACAAGAGCAAAGAUCAGUAUACCAGCCCUUCCAGCUGAUGAUGUAUAAUAAUGCAUUUUCAUUGAAGUGUUUUUACAGUUGUUCAUCUCUUUUCAGAUGAACUUUGUAGUUCCAGUGACCUGCUUUUAAAGAUCUUCUAUUUUACAUUCACUAUUGAUAUGUUUAUUUGUAAAAUAUAGUGAAUUGAAUUGUUGUAUGCUUAAAAAAAAAAUGGCAAAACCCCCAACAACCCAAAAACCAAAGUAGAUUAAUUUUGGUAUACUGAUGCUGAUUUUGUACAGUUUGUAUGUAUUGCAUGUGUGUGUUUAUUUUGUAAAGAUGGAACAAAGGAACAAAGGCAGUACUAAGCAUGUAUCCUGUUGAACUGCACUGUUGAGAAAUAUUACGUUCAACAGAAGAUUGUUUUAUCUUUUCACUAUUUUCAUGUGAGCAGACUGUGAAGAUGGCUGUUUUGCCAUGCAAUAUUUUUGUACAAGAGUGUGACUUUUAUAGUUUAAAGUUAAUGACAAGUGUAAGCUCCUUUCCAAAACAUCAAGGCUGCCUCGCAACAGCUGCUAAGUAGAUUCAUCACCCACAUUGGAAUUUUGUUUCUGAAAAAAACUUCUUCUGGUUUUGUUUUUUAAUAACUUCUAGGAGGAGACGGAGUUCAGAGUUUAGUUUUGUGAAUGUACAGUAUUUCAACCUGCACUAAAAGGUUUCUUGCAUCUGUGGGAGAGUGAGAAAGGUAAGGCAGACAAGAAACCCUGAAAGCUUAUUAUGAGACUACGAAAAGGGGCAGCUGUUUUCUGAACUGGAAGCUGAAUCAAAUUCAUAAUACCAACAUUGAAAUCAGAAUAGUUAUAUCCACUGUAUGCUUAAAAAUGAGGGUUUCUCUGUGUUAAUCUUUUGUCCUAGGGCUGUCUUAUUGCCAACUACGAACACGUCAAAGUGUUUGUUAGGUUUAGAAAUACGAAGAUGUUUCAUUGAAGUAUUUGUACCAGGAGAAAAAUCUGUCACAUACUAAGUCAGAUACCAGAAGUCUUGUUGGUAAGGUAAACCCUUUCUGAAAAAGAAAAGCUCCUGCCUAGAAGUCCCUGUAUGCAGGUGAGGGUGCACAGGUUUAAUAAAUAAUGUGAAGGGCAGAUUUCAAAUUUGUCUUACAUGAAGCAGCCUGCUAGGAAGCAGCAUCAACUUGGAUGUAUUCUGUUAGAAGUCCAGAACAUUAGAUGUAGGUGUUUAAGCAGCCCAGUCUUGGUAAAGCAGUUGGGGUCUUACCUCCUGUGGGUACUGUGUAAGUAGGUGGACAGUGCAGAUAACGGAAUUAUUUCAUUUUCUACUUAAUAUGUUGCACUCAGAUAUAUUUAAUUCACUGGCGAAAGUGUUCUUCCCCAAGCAACAAGCCGCAUAUGCAUGGACUUCAUCUUUCAAAAAGGCUAUAAUUACUUGGUGAGAAAGUGGCAGCAAAUAUAACCACGGUAUGAUAGCAGCUGUCUUAAAUUCAAAAUGACAAUUCUGAGAUGAGAGGUCUGUGUAACACCCAAGGGUUUUCUUAUGCACAAAUGCAUCCGUUCACUUAACUGUAUAGCCAAACAUGCUAUUUUGGGCAAGAUGACUGAUUGAACAUCCUUUAUGAAUGCCCCAUUUGUUUUUUGUUUCUUGGGUCUGAGAUAACAUUCAUGUUUGAAAGGUCAAUUUAAAAAAAAACCCAACAAAAUAACAAAACCAAAUCUGGAAUUAUUUAAUGUAGAGGUGAAAUGAAGGUUGACAGUUUCAACUUCUCAAUUUGAUUAUAUAAGUUGUUUGUAGAAUGAUGUUUAGAGGUGUACUUUAUGAUUUUUCUUUUAUUUAUUUACAGUCUUUUAUUUAUGUUUGGUUUAAUAUAGUUCAGUUCUGGCCAUAAAAAUAUUUGACAUUAAGGAUGCUAUUGUGAAAAAUAUUUAGAGCUAUCUAAAUUCUUGCCAGAUUAGCUGUUUCUUCUCACAUGUUGAAUAAUUUUCAAAGAAAAAGUAUUAUCUGAUUUGUAAGCAUGAGGUGACAUCAAAAUUUAAGUAUUUCUGGCUUUAGCUUGCAAAAUUAAUUUAAAAGUGACAGACUUAAACUUAUUCAUGCUCCUCAUUUUCCAGAUUGCUCAACUUUAGUAGGCAGCUUUUAACAAUUUACAUUUGGAGUUUUGGGGUUUUUUUCUAAUUCAGUUUGUUCACACUUGAAACACUCAAUAAGCUAAAAUAAUACAAUAACACAAAUAAAUCCCCAUCCAUUUAAAAUUAUAAAUAUUAGUCUUGAAGUGGAAUUUACUCUGCACAGCAAAAUGUAACGAAUGUAAUUAGUUCUAUUUCCAGGUACCAAUGUCACUGCAGUUGCAUAUAUCAAAAUUAAAUAUUUGCUGGUACAAGAAUAUUUGGCUGAAUGAGCAAAGUUUAGCAGAAAUUGUAAAAGAACACAAAUCAAAUAAUUUUAAGAUUUAUUUUUUUCUAUUGCUAUGUUUAUACUGUAUUAAAUAUCAAAUGCUCAGGACUGAACUAAAUAUUUAAUCAGGUUAUAUUCUGAAUGGUUUCUGUUCUAAUUUUGUCUGUAAGAGUAUGCAAGUACGUCACAUAGAUUUGUCUCUGCACUUUCCAUGUGUUUCAGUGAUUGGAAAAUACAUUUUUUAACAAAGUU
Falco peregrinus (peregrine falcon) is the source of this 6456-nucleotide messenger RNA. It is a transcript of the gene WWC2, whose product is annotated as WW and C2 domain containing 2. The record is from RefSeq and is a predicted model, not a curated record. Gene Ontology annotation, cellular component: cytoplasm. The transcript has 23 exons. Gene Ontology annotation, molecular function: molecular adaptor activity; kinase binding. The coding region runs from base 316 to 3867 and encodes 1183 amino acids. Gene Ontology annotation, biological process: regulation of hippo signaling; negative regulation of organ growth; regulation of DNA-templated transcription. Lineage: Eukaryota; Metazoa; Chordata; Aves; Falconiformes; Falconidae.